AUGGCGGCUGCUGGUAGAGAUACCUUCACAUGCAUUGUUUGUUGCCAAUUGUUCUUGGCAAAUCCUGAUUCAAGUAACAAAUCCCCGGAGACUGUCAUUCUCUCGCGAUGGAUUCCCACCUCAUCUGGCUCGCCAGCCUCGCCCUCGCGGGCUAGGGCACUGAACUGCAAGACCCCAGUUACGAUGUUUCCUGGACUUAGUGGCACAAUAAAGAUGAUAAAAGAAGUCCAAGCCGGCAAUUUCACUGAGUAUAUUGCCUCCCUGCACGAAACCCACGGGCCCACCUUCAAAGAAAAGAUGAUUGGAAACAAUCUCAUCUCGACCAUCGAUCCCGCAAACAUUAAGGCCCUGUUAGCUACUCAGUUUAAUGACUUUGGAUUGGGGAUUCACCACCGACAAUUCUAUCCUCUCCUGGGUGAUGGUAUAUUCACCCUUGAUGGCAAGGGAUGGUCAUAUAUGCGGGCAAUGAUCAGGCCUCAGUUCGCGUGA
Penicillium cosmopolitanum is the source of this 489-nucleotide messenger RNA. RefSeq lists its product as uncharacterized. Gene Ontology annotation, molecular function: oxidoreductase activity, acting on paired donors, with incorporation or reduction of molecular oxygen, reduced flavin or flavoprotein as one donor, and incorporation of one atom of oxygen; heme binding; iron ion binding. Lineage: Eukaryota; Fungi; Ascomycota; Eurotiomycetes; Eurotiales; Aspergillaceae. The transcript has 2 exons. The record is from RefSeq and is a predicted model, not a curated record. Bases 1 to 489 code for a protein of 162 amino acids.